UAUUUUUCUCGCGGUUCUGGUUCCUGUUCUGAUCCCGGUCUGGUUUUGAACCCUCUGCACAAGAGGGUACGAUAUAUAAUUAUAGUUGCUGGUUGGUUUGCGUAACCCUAAUACGAUUCUCCUGCCUGCCGCUUGUUUCCGUCCAUCUCUUCUCUAGCUUACGCCGCCUCCAUCUUUCAAAAGAGUGUGAACAUGGCUCGCCGGAGCUCUGGAAGAUCUACUCGACCUAUUCCUUCUCGCCGAGCUCCAGCACCAGCUCCUGUAAAGAGUGCACCUCCUGCAGCACCCAUGCAAAGCAGUGGUGGGGGGUCUAUGUUGGGAAACAUUGGGUCUACCAUCGCUCAAGGUAUGGCUUUCGGUACCGGAAGUGCUGUGGCUCAUCGGGCUGUAGAUGCUGUAAUGGGUCCACGCACGGUUCAGCAUGAAAUGGCUGUGGCUCCAACACCUGAGACUCAAGUGUCAUCUGUAUCCAACAGCUUUGGUGGCUCUGAGGCUUGCAAUACACACUCUAAGGCUUUCCAAGAUUGCUUGAAUGCCUCUGGAAAUGACAUCAGCAAGUGCCAAUUCUACAUGGAUAUGCUGUCCGAGUGCCGCAGGAAUGCAAUGCUAAAUGCGUAGUCAUUCGGCUAUUGUGUUGUUUGCUCUAUGAAAUGCUCUUGAAGCUUUUACUUUUUAAUAUUGGUGUCUAACUGCACCAUUUGAAUGGUUGGGGAUUUGAUCUGAACACGGGUUUCAAAUAAACAUUUUAAUAGUUCUAUCCCAUUCUGGGUCUUGCGUUUCAUUUGCACUAGGCUUGUUUUCCG
Molecule: messenger RNA, 803 nt
Organism: Cuscuta europaea
Lineage: Eukaryota; Viridiplantae; Streptophyta; Magnoliopsida; Solanales; Convolvulaceae
Source: the annotation of a GenBank genome assembly